GGGCUGAAUUCUGUAUUUCCUGCUUCCAAGCCUCAAUCUUUGCAUCUGUAAAACUGGGGACUAGGGGAAUAUUAACUCCUAUCUUAUGAGGUGGUUGUGAGGGUUAAUUAUGACGUGUCACAUUCAGCACAUGACAGGGGCUCAAUAAAUGAACUCUUUCUUCCAGGUCUCUGUAUCGUCCACUCCCUUGGCUCAGCCCCACCCCUAUCUGCUCCACCUUCUAGAUCAGUUACCCCCACCAACCCCAAAUCUUCCCCACCCCGGGGAGUGUCACUUCCUCCUCUGCAGUCUCCCAGAUCAGUACACAAAGGCUGCUGCUGUCACCAGAGGAAGGGCUGCUCUGCACGCACCUGCCAUGGUGGCUUUGCCAGUGGUCGUUGUGUUGCUGCUGGUCCUGAGCAGAGGUGAGAGUGAGUUGGACGCCAAGAUUCCAUCUACAGGGGAAGCUACAGAAUGGCGGAACCCGCACCUGUCCUUGCUGGGGUCCUGCCAGCCAGCCCCCUCCUGCCAGAAGUGCAUCCUCUCACACCCCAGCUGUGCAUGGUGCAAACAACUGAACUUCACAGCGUCGGGGGAGGCGGAGGAGCGGCGCUGCGCCGGGCGAGAGGAGCUGCUGGCUCGCGGCUGCCCGCCAGAGGAGCUGGAGGAGCCCCGGGGCCGACAGGAGGUGCUGCAGGACCAGCCGCUCAGCCAGGGCACCCGCGGAGAGGGUGCCACCCAGCUGGCGCCGCAGCGGGUCCGGGUCACGCUGCGGCCUGGGGAGCCCCAGCAGCUCCAGGUCCGUUUCCUCCGUGCCGAGGGAUACCCGGUGGACCUAUACUACCUUAUGGAUCUGAGCUACUCCAUGAAAGACGACCUGGAACGCGUGCGCCAGCUCGGGCACGCUCUGCUGGUCCGGCUGCAGGAGGUCACCCAUUCUGUGCGCAUUGGUUUUGGUUCCUUCGUGGACAAAACAGUGCUGCCCUUUGUGAGCACAGUGCCCUCAAAGCUGCGCCACCCCUGCCCCACCCGGCUGGAGCGCUGCCAGUCACCCUUCAGCUUUCACCAUGUGCUGUCCCUGACGGGGGACGCGCAAGCCUUUGAGCGGGAGGUGGGGCGCCAGAGCGUGUCCGGCAAUCUGGACUCGCCUGAAGGUGGCUUUGAUGCCAUUCUGCAGGCUGCACUCUGCCAGGAGCAGAUUGGCUGGAGAAAUGUGUCCCGGCUGCUGGUGUUCACUUCAGAUGACACAUUCCACACAGCUGGGGAUGGGAAGUUGGGUGGCAUUUUCAUGCCCAGUGAUGGGCAUUGCCACUUGGACAGCAAUGGCCUCUACAGUCGCAGCACAGAGUUUGACUACCCCUCUGUGGGUCAGGUAGCCCAGGCCCUCUCUGCAGCAAACAUCCAGCCCAUCUUUGCUGUCACCAGUACCGCACUGCCUGUCUACGAGGAGCUGAGUAAGCUGAUUCCUAAGUCUGCAGUGGGGGAGCUGAGUGAGGACUCCAGCAAUGUGGUACAGCUCAUUAUGGAUGCUUAUAACAGCCUGUCUUCCACCGUGACCCUUGAACACUCUUCACUCCCUCCUGGGGUCCACAUUUCUUACGAAUCCCAGUGUGAGGGUCCCGAGAAGAGGGAGGGUAAGGCUGAGGAUCGAGGACAGUGCAACCAUGUUCGAAUCAACCAGACGGUGAAUUUCUGGGUUACUCUCCAAGCCACCCACUGCCUCCCAGAGCCCCAUCUCCUGAGGCUCCGGGCCCUUGGCUUCUCAGAGGAGCUGACUGUGGAGUUGCACACGCUGUGUGACUGUAACUGCAGCGACACCCAGCCCCACGCUCCCCACUGCAGUGAUGGCCAGGGACACCUACAAUGUGGGGUGUGCAGCUGCGCCCCCGGCCGCCUAGGUCGGCUCUGUGAGUGCUCUGAGGCUGAGCUGUCUUCCUCAGAUCUGGAAUCUGGGUGUCGGGCUCCCAAUGGCACAGGGCCCCUGUGCAGUGGAAAGGGUCAGUGCCAAUGUGGACGCUGCAGCUGCAGUGGACAGAGCUCUGGGCAUCUGUGUGAGUGUGACGAUGCCAGCUGUGAGCGACAUGAAGGCAUCCUCUGUGGAGGCUUUGGUCGCUGCCAAUGUGGAGUAUGUCACUGUCAUGGCAACCGCACAGGCAGAGCAUGCGAAUGCAGUGGGGACAUGGACAGUUGCAUCAGUCCCGAGGGAGGGCUCUGCAGUGGGCAUGGACGCUGCAAGUGCAACCGCUGCCAGUGCUCGGAUGGCUACUAUGGUGCUCUAUGCGACCAAUGCCCAGGCUGCAAGACACCAUGCGAGAGACACAGGGACUGUGCAGAGUGUGGAGCCUUCGGGACUGGCUCCCUGGCCACCAAUUGUAGUACAGCUUGUGCCCAUACCAAUGUGACCCUGGCCUUGGCCCCUUUUUUGGAUGAUGGCUGGUGCAAGGAGAGGACCCUGGACAACCAGCUGCUCUUCUUCUUGGUGGAGGAUGAGGCCACAGGCAGGGUGGUGCUCAGAGUGAGACCCCAAGAAAAAGGAGCAGACCACACCCGGGCCAUUGUGCUGGGCUGUGUAGGAGGCAUUGUAGCAGUGGGGCUGGGGCUGGUCCUGGCUUACCGGCUCCUGGUGGAAAUCUAUGACCGCCGGGAAUACAGUCGCUUUGAGAAGGAGCGGCAGCAACUUAACUGGAAGCAGGACAGUAAUCCUCUCUACAAAAGCGCCAUCACGACCACCAUCAAUCCUCGCUUUCAGGAGGCAGACAGUCCCACUCCCUGAGGGAAGGAAGGAAGGACACUCACCCAAGGCUCCUCUCCCUGGAGAACAGUGGGAACUGGGGGUGAGAAGGGUGGGUCUGUAAAACCUUGGCAGGGGACUAAUUAACUGGUGAGGAACGGUCACCACCCUACUUCACUUUCAGAGUGACACCCAAGAGGGCUGCUUCCCAUGGCUGCAACCUUGCAUCUACCUGGGUUACCCCCCCCCCCCCAAGUACACAAUAAAGUCUUACCUCAGACCAC
This is a messenger RNA of Saimiri boliviensis boliviensis (Bolivian squirrel monkey), 2994 nucleotides long. It is a transcript of the gene ITGB7, whose product is annotated as integrin subunit beta 7. The record is from RefSeq and is a predicted model, not a curated record. Lineage: Eukaryota; Metazoa; Chordata; Mammalia; Primates; Cebidae. Gene Ontology annotation, molecular function: integrin binding. Gene Ontology annotation, cellular component: focal adhesion; integrin complex; cell surface. Gene Ontology annotation, biological process: leukocyte migration; integrin-mediated signaling pathway; cell adhesion mediated by integrin.